Molecule: messenger RNA, 1446 nt
Organism: Paramecium tetraurelia
Lineage: Eukaryota; Ciliophora; Oligohymenophorea; Peniculida; Parameciidae
Exons: 3
Molecular function (GO): protein binding
Source: RefSeq, a predicted model, not a curated record
AUGUUUUAGAAUGAUGGUAAUGGGUAAUCGCCGAAUUGGUGUUCAUCGGAAAGGCAGGCAGUGAAGGUAAUUCGCAAUAAUACAAACCAAUGCCCAGCAAUAAAAAAUCACACAUCUGUGCAUUACAAGAAUUAGAUAUUUAUAUUUGGAGGAUACGAUUCUAAAAAGAAUCACAAUGACAUCCAUAUUUAUAAGGAUGGGAAUUGGACUAAGUGUAAAGCCAAUGGGAAAAUACCGGAGAGUAGGAAUGGACACACGGCUACUGUUGUAGAUAAUAAGAUGUAUGUGAUUGGUGGUUGGCUGGGAAGUGGAAUCUAUGCCAGUAGGGAUGUAUAUGUAUUAGAUCUGGAUUGUUUGAAUUGGACACUAGUAAAUACAAUGGGGGAAGUUCCAGGUCCAUGCAAUAUGCAUAGUGCUGAUUAGAUUGGUUAGUUGAUAUUUAUCUUCCGAGGAGGAGAUGGGAAGGAUUAUUUGAAUGAUCUGCACAGUUUCAAUACCAAAACCAACAUGUGGAAAUUAGUAUAGACAGCAGAGAAUUAGAGACCUCCACCAAGAGCCAAUCACAGUUCUGCAGUGUGGCAAAAUAAACUGUUGAUCUUUGGAGGUUGGGAUGGAUCCAAAAGACUGAAUGAUUUGCAUUGUUAUGAUGUGACAACCAAUAAGUGGUGUGAAUUAAAGCCAAUCCAAUCUCCGAGUGCCAGGGCAGGAAUGUGCAUGACGACUAUUGAGAAUAAGAUCUAUUUGUUUGGUGGCAGUGGACCAUAAACUACUUGUUUUGGAGAUUUGCAAUGUUAUGAUCCUAUUAAAAAUGCCUGGACCACUAUUGAGUUACAGGAUGAUGAAUAAUUUGAUAAGGCCAGAGCAGGUCAUAGUAUGACUGCUAUAGGUAAUCUAAUUUAUAUAUUCGGUGGAUCUUGUGGAUCCUAUUAUUUCAAGGAUUACUUCAUCAUUGAUACUGAUCCACCUCCAAAUAUUUCUGUGACUGAUUUUAAUAAUAUCUCUUUAAACCAGUAUUUCAGAGCAUUUUUCAAUUCGCCUAAGUACAGUGAUAUAAUUUUUGUUGUGGAGGACAAACAUUUGUAUGCUCACAAAAUAGUUCUAUCUCGAUAUGAAAUGUUUAAAAAGAUGUUUGAAUGGGAAUACAAAAAUCAAUAGUAGAAAGUUUACAUCAAUGAUUGUUCGAACCAAAUUUUUGAAUAGUUGUUAUACUUCAUUUACGCUGGAGAUUUACAAUGCGAUUAAUUUUAAUAAUCAGUUGAAUUCUACAGACAAUUUUUGUAAUUGGCUGAUUAUUAUUUGAUACCAGAUUUGAAAUCCUUGUGUGAGAAACAGUUGUCCUUAUUGAUUGAUAACACUACAUUCCCUAAAAUUAAGCUCUAUGCUGAACAAAUGAAUGCAAAUUAAUUGUUAAAAUUUUGUGAAUGGUACGAAAGCCAUAAUAACUGA